Messenger RNA from Hyaloperonospora brassicae, 201 nucleotides. The record is from the annotation of a GenBank genome assembly. Lineage: Eukaryota; Oomycota; Peronosporomycetes; Peronosporales; Peronosporaceae.
AUGCCGCAGAGCCGUGAACUCGCGAACAAAAAGAACGAGCACAAGGACCGCCACUCGCGCGGUCCCCUGGGUCAGGGUGCAGGCGGACCGAAGAAGGGUGGAGCGGGAGCGCACAACUGGGGCGUAUCGACAGCCGAAGAGGGAGCGAUGACGUUGGACCGGAACGACCCCAACUACGACAGCUCAGAGGAGAAGAAGUAG